Molecule: messenger RNA, 2664 nt
Organism: Rotaria sordida
Lineage: Eukaryota; Metazoa; Rotifera; Eurotatoria; Philodinida; Philodinidae
Source: the annotation of a GenBank genome assembly
AUGCUUCCAGAUUCAACAGAAAGCUAUGAAACAAAACCAUUAUUAUAUUCAGAUGAACAAAAUGAAAUACUAACGAUAUUUGAUAAUGUAUUACCGAUUGAAUAUCAUUCAUGGGAAAAUUCAAUUAUCUAUCAUUCUAAUACUAUUAAUACAUUAAAAACAGAUGAAACAGGUUGGAUACCAACACGUGAAUGUCGAACAUUAGCUACUUAUCAAAAAGAAAUAUUAGGACGUAAUGUUGACUUUAUUGAAAAUAUUCGAUUUGACGAUCAUGAUCGUGCUAUGAAUUGGUAUUCAAUUUUUCCUUUUACUGAUACUGUAAUAUUAAAAAAUAUGAUGGAUAAUAAAAAUUUUCAAUUCGAUUUAAAUUAUAAAUCAAAAUAUAUCAAUCCUCAACAAGAUCCAACAGUAAUGGAAUUACCAAUUGAACCACCUGUAAUUCCUAUUCGAAAAGAAAAAACAACAACACAUUCGAAUAUUAAUUCUCUAAAGAAUAAUAAAGAGAAUCGUUUACGUCGAACACGAAAUGUUCUUGCUCGUGCAGGUCUAAUCGGUAUUUUACCUGAUACUCAUGAUGAUUAUCAUCACCAUCAUCAUCAUCAUCAUCAUUAUCGUGAUAAAAAUAAAGAAGAUAUUAAAGUUAAAUCUGUUAGUUUUUGGAAUUUAAGUAAUGAUUUUUAUUAUGAUUUCAAUGUUGAACAAGAAUUUCUAUCGAAACGACGAAUAAAUUCUUCGCAAAAUCUUGAUUUUAUAUUCUAUCCAAUAUUUCGUACGAUCAAUGAAUUACGUUAUUUUCAUCGUCCAUUAUUUGAUUUACCAAAUUAUCAUCAAUCUUGGAUAUGUAUUCAAUUAUCAAAUAUAAAAACUUUUAAUAAAUCUAUUCGGACAAAAUCCGAUUUAACUGGUGCAUAUGGUGAAAUACUUUUAUUUGAAUAUAGUGAACAAUAUCCAGCAUUAUUAAAUGAAAUAGGAAUGUUUAGUAAAAUUCGAACUUAUCUGCGACCGCAAUAUUUUAAAGCUCAUACAACUUCAUAUGAAGUUGAUUAUGGUGAAUUAAUAUAUACACAUGCAUCACCAUUUCUUUGGUCAAUUCCACGAGGUUUAAAUAUACAAACAAUAGAAAAUAAUAUGUUUAUAGCAUCAAUCUAUCGACAAAAAAAUUUAAUCAAUGAUUUUUUAAUAAUAUUUAAUCGAAAAAAUGGUUUUUUUAUUCGAAAUAUCAAUAUAAUUUAUAUUAUUGGACAACAAUGUCCAUUAAUUGAAGUUCCUAUACCACAAUCAAAACGUGUAAAUUUAUUUCAACGUGAUUUAUUACAAAUUUAUAUUUAUCGAUUAUUUUUACAAAAUAAUGAAAUGCCACGUCGAAUACGUAUUGAUGAUAUAAAACGAGUUUUUCCACGUUUAGCUGAAUCAUCUAUUCGUAAACGAUUAAAAACAAGCGCAGAUUUUCGAAGAACUGAUGAUUUUCGAUUACCAACAGAAGAUGAAAUACAUGAUUUAAUUAAACCUGAAUUUUGUUGUGCAUAUGCAUCUAUGACUGCAGCUGAACAGCGUUUGAAAGAUGCUGGUUUUUGUGAUAAAUACAAUAUUGAUUUUGAUGAUGAUGAACAAUCUAAUUAUUCGUCUGAACUUAACGAUGAAAUUUUACAAGCACCUUGGAAUACAACACGUGCAUAUCUUGGUGCAUUAAAAGGCAAAUGUUUAAUGCAAGUGUUUGGUAUUGGAACUAAGACUAUUCAUAAAACUAAAACUAAUAAUGAUUUAAAACACUUUCGUCGAGCUGUAACAGGUACUGAUGCAGAUCUUCGUCGUUUACAAUUAAAAGAUGCAAGAAAAUUAUUACUUAAAUUUAAUAUAUCGGAAAAAGUUAUUCAAUCAUUAAGUCGAUGGGAAAUUGUUGAUUUAGUUCGAACAUUAUCUACACAACAAGCAAAAGAAGGCAUUGGUGGUGGAAUGGCAAAAUUUGCUCGUGGUAUAAAACAUUUACAAGCUCAACAAUUUGAAAAAUAUAAAGAAAAUUGUCAAAAACAAUUUGAACUUCAAAAUCGUCUUUUCACAUGUACAGAUGAACAACUAACUGAUGAUGAUACAUCAGAAGACGAUGAGGAAAAUGCUCAAUUACUUGAUGAAAUGAGUCGAACAUUAGAAAAUCUCUUACGACAAAAUAAUGAAAUAAAUACAUCAACAUCAAUUUCAAACGAACGUCCAAAAAUGUUACAUAUUAUUCGAACUUAUAUUGACGAUCAAGGUCAAUCUUAUCAACAAGAAGAAUUUAUUCGAAAUAAUGAUUCAGUUAUUCAAGCAUAUAUUAAAAUUCGUCAGACUAAAAGUGAUAAAUUUAUUAAAGCUUAUUAUACAUUGGAUGAAAGUGAACGUGAAAUAUUAAAACGAGAACGUCGUCGUCUUCAAGAACAACUUCGUCGAGUAAAACGAAAUGAAGCACGUUAUAAUCAACAUGAAAAACAACAAAUGUUAUUACAGAUACAACAACAAAAUCUAGCAUUAAUUCAAUCAACUGAAACACGUCAGUUACAAUCAUUAUCGUCAUCUCCGAUCGUUUUAAAACGUUCAAAUAGUAUUCUUUCUAAUUUACAAUUAAGUUUGAGUGAAGAAGAAGAAGAAGAUGAUGAUGAUGAUGAUCAUUCUUCUUCAUCAAUAUCUUGA